Molecule: messenger RNA, 2023 nt
Organism: Dendrobium catenatum
Lineage: Eukaryota; Viridiplantae; Streptophyta; Magnoliopsida; Asparagales; Orchidaceae
Product: DEAD-box ATP-dependent RNA helicase 8
Exons: 10
Coding region: 284-1738 (484 amino acids)
Biological process (GO): P-body assembly; cytoplasmic stress granule assembly
Cellular component (GO): P-body; cytoplasmic stress granule
Molecular function (GO): ATP binding; mRNA binding; RNA helicase activity
Source: RefSeq, a predicted model, not a curated record
UUUAUCGUACUUCAGUUCUUCGAAACUAGAUAUGGGAACCCUUCUCCGUCUUGGUCUCUUGGAGCUUUUUAUGAUUCCUCAAAUCGCAUAGAUCCGUCAAAAUUGAUUUCGUUCACACUCAGACAUUCAUCCUUCCGUACAUUCCUUUAUCUGCUGCUGGAGGAAUCCUCCAAACAGCUUAGUGCCGCUGAAUUCUAGAAGUCCAUCUAGCAUGAACCGUCGACUUUUAGAUCUAGAUUAGCAUAUUUUGUGAUUUAGAAGGUUGAUUUAAUCGAGCGAUCAUAUGAAUUAUCGAGCGAGGUAUCCUCCCGGAAACGGCAGUGGACGCGGGGGAAACAGCUCUAAUUUUUAUGCAAGCAGGCCUCAGCCGCAGCCGCAGCAGCAGUUCGUGCAGGGGAAUCUUUCAGCUAGCCAGCAUGGCCAGCAAUUGCAGCAGCAGCAACGGUGGUUGCGAAGGAAUGAGAUUGGAAACGACUCAGGAAACCGAGAGGAAGUCGGAGAGGUUCAAUCAUAUGGCAGCAAUCAUAGCAUUCAAGAUUGGAAAUCACAUUUAAAUAUACCCGCACCUGAUACACGUUACCAGACCGAGGAUGUAACUGCAACUAAAGGAAAUGAAUUUGAAGAUUAUUUUUUGAAGAGAGAGCUACUCAUGGGUAUCUAUGAGAAGGGAUUUGAAAGUCCUUCCCCCAUUCAAGAGGAAAGUAUUCCAAUUGCUCUAACUGGUAGGGAUAUUCUUGCUAGAGCUAAAAAUGGAACUGGGAAGACAGCUGCCUUCUGCAUUCCUGCUCUAGAGAAGAUUGAUCAAGCAAAAAAUGUCAUCCAAGUUGUGAUACUAGUUCCUACACGAGAAUUAGCUCUCCAGACAUCACAAGUUUGCAAGGAGCUUGGAAAGUAUUUGAAGAUUCAGGUUAUGGUCACCACUGGAGGAACCAGUUUGAAGGAUGACAUUAUGCGGUUAUAUCAGCCUGUUCAUUUAGUUGUUGGAACGCCAGGUCGCAUACUUGAUCUUGCUAGAAAGGAUAUUUGUGUUCUUAAAGAUUGCUCCAUGCUUAUUGUGGAUGAGGCUGACAAACUCCUGUCUCCGGAGUUUCAACCUUCAAUUGAGCAGUUGAUUGGAUUUCUUCCUGCAAAAAGGCAGAUAUUGUUGUUUUCGGCAACCUUUCCUGUGACUGUCAAGGGUUUUAAAGACAGAUAUCUCUCAAACCCCUUCACAAUUAAUCUUAUGGAUGAGCUUACCCUUAAGGGUAUUACACACUACUAUGCUUUUGUGGAAGAAAGGCAGAAGGUUCACUGCCUGAAUACUCUUUUCUCUAAGCUUCAAAUAAACCAGUCUAUCAUAUUUUGCAACUCUGUUAACCGGGUAGAAUUGCUGGCGAAGAAAAUUACAGAGCUUGGCUAUUCUUGCUUUUAUAUUCAUGCCAAAAUGUUGCAGGACCAUCGGAAUCGUGUUUUCCAUGAUUUCCGAAAUGGUGCAUGCAGGAAUCUUGUUUGCACCGAUUUAUUUACCAGGGGGAUUGACAUUCAAGCUGUUAAUGUUGUUAUCAACUUUGAUUUCCCCAAGAACUCGGAGACAUAUCUACAUAGGGUUGGUCGCUCAGGAAGGUUUGGUCAUCUUGGUCUAGCUGUAAAUUUGAUCACUUAUGAGGACCGGUUCAACUUAUAUAGAAUUGAGCAAGAACUAGCAGCUGAAAUCAAGCAAAUUCCACCACAAAUUGACCAAGCUAUAUACUGCAAAUGAUAAAGUACUGUACAUCCUGAAUCAACUGAUUUGGUGAAUAAAUUGUGAUAUUCUUCAUUUGUCAUCAUCUGUUCUAUGCUAACAUCUAUUUUGGGCCUUGCGUUUGAAUAGAACUUCUGGAUGAUUUGCUGCGCCCGCGCCCUCGUCUCCCUUAUACAAACUCGGGCAUUAAAUAUUGAUUGCCAAAGCUUUGUCGGGCUGUUCUUGGUGCGCCUUUGUUUGUCUCUACCAUUUAUUUUUAUUUCUUAUUAUUGAAAAUUCAUCUAAUUUUGACAAAUUUCACUA